Molecule: messenger RNA, 3558 nt
Organism: Calliphora vicina (urban bluebottle blowfly)
Lineage: Eukaryota; Metazoa; Arthropoda; Insecta; Diptera; Calliphoridae
Gene: Klp61F
Product: Kinesin-like protein at 61F
Exons: 8
Coding region: 25-3162 (1045 amino acids)
Biological process (GO): mitotic spindle assembly; microtubule-based movement; spindle elongation
Cellular component (GO): mitotic spindle; spindle microtubule; nucleus
Molecular function (GO): ATP binding; plus-end-directed microtubule motor activity; microtubule binding
Source: RefSeq, a predicted model, not a curated record
AAUAAAACUAUUAAAUAUAAUUAAAUGAGAAUGGAUACUUCGGCGCAAAAUGCUAGCCAUACGAAGCCAGCACGAAAAACUAAUGAAAAUAUACAAGUUUAUGUGCGCGUCAGACCUCUUAAUGCUCGUGAAAGAUGCUUACGUUCUGCAGAAGUUAUAGAUGUUAUUUCGCCCAAAGAAAUUGUUACCCGUCAUACAUUGGAGUCGAAAUUGACGAAAAAGUUCACAUUUGACAGGGCAUUUGGAUCGGACUCUAAGCAAGUUGAUGUUUAUACAUCAGUGGUGGGACCUUUAAUAGAUGAAGUGUUGUCCGGUUAUAAUUGUACAGUGUUUGCCUAUGGACAAACGGGUACGGGUAAAACCCACACUAUGGUGGGCAAUGAGUGUGCUGAAUUAAGGGCAUCAUGGGAGGAUGAUUCUGAUAUUGGCAUCAUACCACGCGCUUUAUGUCAUCUCUUCGAUGAAUUACGGAUGAUGAAGGUGGAGUUUUCUAUGCGCAUUUCUUAUUUGGAAUUGUACAAUGAGGAGCUGUGCGAUUUACUGUCAUCCGACGAAAGUACUACCAAAAUACGCAUCUAUGAUGAUAGUACUAAAAAAGGUUCCGUAAUCAUACAGGGUUUGGAAGAGAUUCCCGUACACAGUAAAGAUGAUGUCUAUAAGCUUUUGGAAAAGGGCAAAGAACGUCGUAAGACUGCAGCCACAUUAAUGAAUGCUCAGUCUUCACGUUCCCAUACAGUUUUCUCAAUAUUGGUGCACAUUAAGGAGAAUGGCAUGGAUGGCGAGGAAAUGUUAAAAAUUGGCAAAUUAAAUUUGGUGGAUUUGGCGGGCAGUGAAAAUGCUUCAAAGGCAGGUAAUGAGAGGGGUAUACGUACCAGAGAAACGGUGAAUAUUAAUCAGAGUUUGUUGACAUUGGGUCGAGUUAUCACCGCCUUAGUGGAGAGGACACCACACAUACCAUAUCGUGAAUCAAAGUUGACACGUUUAUUGCAGGAAUCUUUGGGUGGUCGCACAAAAACCUCAAUAAUUGCCACUAUAUCACCUGGCCAUAAGGAUAUAGAAGAAACUCUCAGCACCCUGGAGUAUGCCCAUCGUGCCAAGAAUAUACAAAAUAAACCCGAAGUAAAUCAAAAAUUAACAAAGAAAGUCAUUCUAAAAGAAUACACAGAAGAAAUUGAUAAACUUAAGCGCGAUUUAAUGGCAGCUAGAGAUAAAAAUGGUAUUUAUUUGGCUGAGGAAACCUACACAGAGAUGACACUUAAAAUGGAUUCACAAAAUCGGGAACUAAACGAAAAAAUGCUCUUGCUGAAGGCCCUAAAGGAUGAAUUAUCCUCAAAGGAGAAAAUUUUCAAUGAAGUCAGUAUGAAUUUGGUGGAGAAAACAGAAGAACUCAAUAAAAUUGAACAAAAUCUGGUGAAAACUACAGGAAAUCUAAAGGAAACGAAAAAGAUUUUACACACCACUAAAAGACGCUACAAAGAGAAGAAAGUUUUGCUAGAGUCUCAUGUAAAAACAGAAGAAACUUUAAAAAAUCAAGCCACACAAAUAUUGGAAGUUGCCGAUAUUGCCACACAGGAUACAGAAGCAUUGCAUAAAACUAUUGAUCGUCGCAAGGAUGUAGAUGUAAAAAUUCAAACCGCCUGUGAGAGAUUCAGCGAACGCAUGAGUGAUAAUUUUGAAUUAUUGGACGACAAUCUAAAAGAAUUUCAAUGUCAACAACAAACUUGUUCUUAUGAUGUUCUACAAGAAUUAAACAAAAUCACAUUUGUUCAGUCGGAUCUCUUGGGCAAUACCAAAAAGAAACUUCUUGAUAUUGAUCAUUUAUGUGACCAUUUCUUAACAAAAUCCUCUUCCUUAGAAGAAUUGUUCACAAAUUCCCUUAAACAACUAAAUGAUGAACAACAAUCGAACGUUCUACGAGUACUAGAAGAACUGAAAGAAAAGGAACACAAAUUUAAGCAACAAAUCAAAGAAAAUCUUUCGUCGCUGGAAAUGUACAAUGAACAGCAGAAAUCUUCGUUGGACUCAAUGCGUGAAAGAAUAAUAGAGAAAUUUACUGUGAAUAAAACAGAACUAGAACAACAUACGGACAAAGUAAAUGCCACCAUGGAUAGUAUAAAGCAAAAAUCUUUAGAAAACUUACAAGAACUACAAAAAAUCACCAGCAAUAUAAAUGAGGAACGUUGCUUAAUGGAAGAAGAGCAAAAACUAUUGGAAGAAUUUCAAAAAAAUAUGAAAACUUUACAACAAAAACGCACCGAACUCACCGAGCAUAUAUGUGAUAAUGUAAAAAAUAUAGAAAAUAGUCAACAACACAUCAUUAACACUUCUCAAGGCAUCUCAGUUCUGAAUCAGAAAUAUCUAAAUAAUCGUACAACGGACUUCAAAACAAAUUGUUCUCUAGUGGAGUCUUUAACUAGCUCAGCAGAACUUUGUAUAGAUCAAAGUGUGGCCAAAUGUUCGACCAUCAAUAUACAACUGGACAAUAUGCUGCAGGAAACCCUCAAACAAACUCAAACAAUUUCCCAGGGACAAACCGAGUAUCACAAGGACUCUACAGCAAAAUCUCAACAAUAUGAAAAUGAAUGUAAACGUUUACGUUUUGAAAAUUGUGCAAAAAUCAAAACAACUACGGAGCAUGUUUCCCUAACGUUGGAUGAUCAUGCAAAAUGUGUGAAAGAACAUUUGACCACUUUGAAGAACACAAAUUCUUCGCAACAAACUUCUUUACGAGAUUAUACGCAAUUGUAUAAACAACAAAUGACGCACUGUGUUAAUGAUUUGGAAUCGUUUAGGCGUAGUGAAUUGAAAACCUAUACAGCCACGGGCGCUACACCGUCGAAAAAAGAAUUCUCUUAUCCGAGAGUUUUGGCGGAAACCUCGCCACAUACACGUAUUGUGAAACGUUUUCGGCAGGAGAAUGAGUGGUCUGAUUUGGAUACAACAGUGCCCAUCGAUGAGGAAAAUGAAGGUGAUAUUGAAGACGGCAUUAUUUCCAUACAAGACAUAUCAGACGCUGAGACGAUUUUGAAUUCAACACCCAAAUGUUCAAGCAGUAAAAAACGCACUUCCAACACAUUAAAAGUACCGCUGGCCAAUUCCCGUAGUAACUCACGCAGUAAUUCACCAGCAUUUUUAAAGGAAAACAAGGAAAAUAUUGCGUAAAUUUAAAUAUAAGUUUAAUUUCACUUUAUCAAACUACAUAGUAUAUUUUAAAUGUUAUUUUAGUUUUGAGUUUUAAGUAAGAUUUUAUUUCAUUGUAUGUAUUGCAGUUUUGUUUUGUAUAUAUAAAAAUACAUUUUGUGUGUAAGAUUUUCCUAGCAUCUCUGCUAUAAUGUUACAUAAAAUGGCACUCGGCAUUAUUACCCAUAUUCGAUUUAAUUUUAUUUUUAUUUGUAUCUUUUUGCAAAAAUACAUUUUUCUUUAUUCUUUUUUUUUCAAAUUCAAACUAAGUUUUCUUCAUUUUUCAUUUUCUUUUUUAAAUGCUUGAUGUACAUAUAGUUGUAAAUAAAAGCUGAAUAAAUACAAUUUUUAAUACACAUAAAUUAAUUAACAAAAUAA